This is a messenger RNA of Solea senegalensis (Senegalese sole), 994 nucleotides long. RefSeq names its product proteasome subunit alpha type-4. The transcript is spliced from 9 exons. NCBI's taxonomy places the organism in Eukaryota, Metazoa, Chordata, Actinopteri, Pleuronectiformes, Soleidae. Gene Ontology annotation, biological process: ubiquitin-dependent protein catabolic process. The coding region runs from base 131 to 916 and encodes 261 amino acids. Gene Ontology annotation, cellular component: proteasome core complex; cytosol; proteasome core complex, alpha-subunit complex. The record is from RefSeq and is a predicted model, not a curated record.
UAUCAUCUCACUGCCACAGCAUCCGGCUUGUAAAGAAACAUCAAACUGAAAGUGCUGGACUGCCCUGACUGUGCCAUAUUAGGCUAACUUUGAUCAUUUUAGUCAAGGACAGUUUCAACGACCUGAAAAAAUGUCUCGCAGAUAUGAUUCUCGGACAACCAUAUUUUCUCCUGAAGGACGCCUGUAUCAGGUGGAGUAUGCCAUGGAAGCAAUUGGACAUGCUGGAACAUGUUUGGGGAUUCUAGCAAAUGACGGAGUGCUGUUGGCAGCAGAGAGACGCAAUAUCCACAAGCUGCUUGAUGAGGUGUUCUUCUCUGAGAAGAUCUACAAGCUCAAUGAAGACAUGGCCUGCAGUGUUGCUGGGAUUACGUCAGAUGCAAAUGUACUGACAAAUGAACUGCGGCUAAUUGCUCAGAGAUAUCUAUUGCAGUACCAGGAGCCUAUACCCUGUGAGCAAUUGGUGACAGCCUUGUGUGACAUCAAGCAAGCCUAUACACAGUUUGGAGGAAAGAGGCCAUUUGGUGUUUCUCUUCUGUACAUGGGUUGGGACAAACACUAUGGUUUCCAAUUGUACCAGAGUGACCCCAGUGGCAACUAUGGAGGCUGGAAAGCCACCUGCAUUGGCAACAACAGUGCUGCUGCAGUGUCCAUGUUGAAACAGGACUUCAAAGAAGGGGAGAUGACUCUGUCCUCUGCUUUGGCUUUGGCAGUCAAAGUCCUCAACAAAACAAUGGAUGUCAGUAAACUGUCAGCAGAAAAAGUGGAGAUUGCCACCCUGACACGAGAAGAUGGGAAAACGAAAAUCAAGGUUCUUAAACAGAAAGAAGUAGAGGAACUCAUCAAGCGACACGAGGCUGAAGAGGCCAAGGCCGAGAAGGACAAAAAGGAGAAAGAGCAGAAGGAGAAAGACAAAUGAGAUCAAUAACAUUUCGUUCCCCUUGUGUCACCAAAUCCUGUAUUGUUUUUUCUUUUACAUUAAAAGUUUGGAAAUGGA